AUACACGCUUUUACUAAUGAAUUAUUGUGGAAAUUAUUUUUCUAUUCUUGAUUUAUGCUGAGAAAUUAAAUCUUUGUAAUAAGUUUAUACAAUUAUAACUUGAUACAAUUCUCUCCUUUAUUAUAAAUAUAAAGCAAUAGCUUGCAUGUGUUUAUUAUUGAAGCCCAAUUAAUGGCUGAAUGCACAUGAUUCUAUUUAAUUCAUGAACGAUUUGACAAUUUAUUGAGGUAUCUUUAUUCAAAAAAGUAUAAUAUAUAUUGCAUGAUAGCUUUUUUCCAAUAAAGCCGUGAAGUCAACAUUUAAAGUUCAAAAAUUGAAGAACAGAAGGUUUAUUAAUGAGUGCAUUACAAAAUUUGAAAUAUUUUCAAUAACUUUAUAUUGCAACUAGCAGGUAGCCUUCUUAACUCUGCAAUGAUCUAAAUGAGAUCUUGAUAGAAUUUGAGAAUUUAGUUAUUGUUCUCAGUAAGUUAAUAAUCCAUACCAUAUGUGAAAUUCGAGUUGAUCUGGCAUUUCUGGAUGAUAUAAGAUUUCUAACCAUACAUGAAUAAUAAUGGGAUGGGCACGUUAUCGGAUAGGCACAUUAAACUGUCGGUCCCGGCUGAAGUAUGAUAGUUGUAAGGCCCAUUGAUAGCUCAAAUUAUAUAUUCAGGCAGUGGGACCUUCCCGCAAGGGAUUCCCCACCAACAAAAGCCAUACGAAUUUACUUUACUAUGAAUAAUAAUAAACGCAAUUUUCUCCUUUAUUCAUUGAGUGAUAGCUUGCUUGUACUUUUAUUUAAUGGAUAGCUCAAUGUGCAUGAUUCUAUUGAAUUCAUGAAUGAUUCACAAUUUAUUGAGGUAUCUUCAUUUAAAAAAGUAUAAUAUAUUUUGUACAAUAGCUUUUGUAAUGAAGCCUUGGAGUUAGCAUUCAGAGUUGAAACAUUGAAAAGCAGAGGAUCUAUUACAGCAUUAAUGUUAUAUGAAAUUCAGAGACUCAUGCUAUACCAAAUAGAAUUUGUCAGAACCAAUCAUCAUCACAUGCUAACUUUCUCCAACUUCUUCUUUCGUUGUAUAUACAUAUUUCUCAUCCUAUACCCUUUCACUAAAUUUUCUGAAUGAGAUUUACUCGAAUAUGUAAUCUAAUCUAUUUUUUUUUCAAGGUCAUCUUUGCUGAGGUGGUACGUAGCCGUCCGGUAGUGAGCACUUCAUCAACUAACAACACUGUUAGAAUGCUGCCUCAGGAGCUGAUUAACUCCUUUGAAGUUUGGUAUAAUAACCAAUUUCCAAAGUUGGGAGUUAAUCAUCUGACCGCAGCAUCAGACAGAUCACAUCCAACUACGGGCAGCGCCCCCCUACCCUCCCAGCAACAGACUGCAGCAUCAGACAGAUCACAUCCAACUACGAGCUGUGCCCCCUACCCUCCGACAGCGACCGUCCUACAGCAGACGCCUGCAGGACGCCAUCACCAGAGACACAGAUUAUUGACAUGAGCAAAGCUGCACGAUGUCAGCAAACAGCAAACUCUGUGGACGAGUUUGUUGUCCUGGAGGAGGCAUUCAAAUCCUGACUCACGACUCUAUACUACAAUAAUGCAUACAAGGAUGAGCCUGCCAAAGAUUUCCACACCUUUCUGAGCAGUCUGAAGGAUAAAAUUGUUCACAUCAUCAGUCAAAAACUGCAGACACAUGGAGCAAUGAAGUUCAAUCUAGUAUUGGAGGCAACAUAUUUCCGCAGCACCCUUGAUAAGGCCUUCUUCGAACAAAAAGAGUUUCAGAAUGUCGCCUUCAAAACUCCAAACUACUCCAUCUUCAGUAUCAUCAAUCUUCCAGACAUCAUCAACCAAGCAUGCAUGACCCUACUGGAUGAGGAGUCGAAAUUCGAAGGAAAUUCCAGUGGAUGGACUUUGCUUAUCAUCAAUGGAUUGCUCAUCAGAAGUAGACCUCAAUCCAUAACACCAGUCAUCCAACCGCCACCAGUCGCCCCACCAUCGCCACCAGUCGUCCCACUAUCGCCGCCAGUCGUCCCACUAUCGCCACCAGUCACCCCACUAUC
Molecule: messenger RNA, 2030 nt
Organism: Nilaparvata lugens (brown planthopper)
Lineage: Eukaryota; Metazoa; Arthropoda; Insecta; Hemiptera; Delphacidae
Exons: 2
Coding region: 1094-1468 (124 amino acids)
Source: RefSeq, a predicted model, not a curated record